Molecule: messenger RNA, 4638 nt
Organism: Anopheles coustani
Lineage: Eukaryota; Metazoa; Arthropoda; Insecta; Diptera; Culicidae
Gene: Pask
Product: PAS domain-containing serine/threonine-protein kinase
Exons: 6
Coding region: 69-4217 (1382 amino acids)
Biological process (GO): negative regulation of glycogen biosynthetic process; intracellular signal transduction; protein phosphorylation
Cellular component (GO): cytosol; nucleus; cytoplasm
Molecular function (GO): protein serine/threonine kinase activity; ATP binding
Source: RefSeq, a predicted model, not a curated record
AGCACAAGUGCAAACUACAUUUUUAAAGGCAUUUAGUCCCUGGGUUUGACCGUUCGUUGUUUCUCACAAUGGAAAGCUCCGGUGCUGAGUAUAGUGCUGGAAACGCUGAGGUUGAUGUGACUCGAUCCAACCAGAAAACAAAACAACUUCUUAAAGAAAAUUGCUGCACUACCAGUAAAAAGCAGACCGUUUCUCGUCGGUGCCGCCCGGAGGAUGGAUUUACUAAUUUGAACCCGUUGAAGUUGAAACCUUAUAAUGCAUUUACACCAAUCAGUGAGUUAAGGCAAUUCCCCAACAGAGUACCAGGCUCUAGCAGCUUCUGCAACUCAUUUGAAGCGAACCAAAGCUUCCCUUGUGUGCGAAAAAGGCCCAUCCGGUACAGCCGGCUACAAAGCGGAAAGUUUAGAAACGAACGCAGGUCUCCGUUUCUCGUGCGGUUUGAUUCUAUCACCAACAUGGAUCGAGUGCGUGUGGACGGAUCGAACGGUGUGCGGUUCACUGCUUUCCGUGCAAAGAGUGGCUUUUACUCGCACGGUGUCGGUUCGCCGUACAAUAACUCGUACAUUGCCUCGACGUCGGAUUCGUUCGGUCGUUUGCCAAAGAGUGACAUCAAUCCUAACAAAGCUGUCUUCACGAUAGAUUCAAAAACCUCCCAAAUUUUGAUCGUGAACCGAAAUGCUUGCGAACUGCUGGGCUACAGCAGUCGGGAGCUGUGCGAAAUGCAGUUCACCACCUUGCUGUUGAACAAGAACAAAAUGCAUGCUUCCGCGUUGGCGGAAGGGCAGCUGAACAGUGAGGAUGGGACGGUGAUCAUCUUGAGCGGAAAAGUGGUGGAGCUGUGCACAAAGUACGACAAGAAUGUGGCCGUUUCUCUGUGGGUGCGACAGAUUGACAACGAAGGCCAGCGGUGCCUAGCGGUGGCUGAGCCCGUUGAGCGUAGGGUGGCGCAGCUUGUGGUCGACAAGAAUGGGUACAUCAUAUCUGGAGAUAACGAAGCUUUAACGCUGUUUCAGUUGGACUCAGUGGAAAAGUUCAAUGGGAUGGAUGUGGUGUUGCUGAUCCCAGCCAUACAGCUUCCGGAUCCGGAUAGCAGCCUAAUAGCGAAGCAUAUCAGAAAGCAGAAAGCGACCGGUAAAACUCAAGACGGUGUUUCGUUUCCUCUGUGUUUAUUGAUUUCGCAUCACGAAACCGGAACGGACACCACAGACAGCGGCCUAUCGAAUGCAAAUUCACACGUAUACCUUGUAACGAUCUGGGUGUACACGAAUUUGUCAGGAUUGCUGGUCAUCGACGAAAACUCUAUUAUAGAAUCAUGCAAUCAUCAUUUUUCAAUGCUAAUGUUCGGCUUUCCCCAAGUAAAAACAAUCGGUGAACAUAUAACGAAGCUCAUACCAAACUUUGGUCAGGAAAGUGACUGCCUCACGCGGAGUCGAAAUGCUACGCUAUCUUCGCUUUGCAAUGAUGAAUCAGAAACCGAGACUGAUCACGUCGAACUGGAGACCGAUAAGGAACGGUUUUUACAAAACCCCAUUAACGACAUCAAACAGGCGUCCGGCGAUGCGAUCAGCCCGAUCAAGGAGCCUCGGAAAGUGUGCUUAGAUUUCACAUCUUCUUCCAACAAUGGAAAGCGAUCGGUCAACAGUUCUGCGAUCGAAGGUAAAACGCAUCCGGGUGGAGAUGGUGGUGCCGAGCAAACUAAUCCCGAAAUGCUUGGGCUAAACCAGAUCGGGACGGUAGUAACGGUCACAGAGAAUGAAGAUGUACACGGCGUGUCCGAACCAGCGGUGUUACCUUUAGGGCCUGUACCAACGAAUGCACUUUACUUGGUAGAUAAUAGUGAGAACAAUCGAAAUUAUGGCAACGUAUCGAACAAUGCACCAUGUAACAUUCACCUAAAGGCCUGCUCUUCAAAAUUACCCGUAUCGUGCGUUAGUAAUAAUUCAUGUAGUGUGCUGGCGGUGGAAGAAUUCCCCAAUCUAACCGAAACCGAUUUGCUGACUCCAGUGAACGAUAACUCGUUGUGCAUGAAUUUACUACAUCCGAAGAAUAUAUCCAUCAAUGAAUCGAAAAGCCAUCUUUACACAUCGGAAGAUAUCAAUUCGGCGUUGUUGAAAGACAGUACACCGGCCAGCGCACCGCCGAUUAUGUUAACCCCUCGGUUUGUGAAACCAUACGAGCAUGCCAAAGGGGGAGGAUCUCUGGUGACUUCUACCCCUGAUACGCAUAAGCGUCAUUCCGCGGGAGGUAUUAACGAAAUUGUACGGCAGAUGGGCGUCCCAGCGAAACGCACGAGCUACGCCGAUGGCAAGUACAGAGGAGAAGCCAUACACCACGAUGGCAACGUGAUUGACAUCAUCUAUACAAUAUCACACCAGCUUCUACCCUGUGGCCGAAAAGUGUACUGUAUUUGGAUUAGUCGAGACCCGGAAUCGUCGUACAACAAUCUUGAAGACGCGAACGUAACGCUCACCUUCAACAGCAUCACCAGCACGAUAGAGAACUCGCUUGGUCCGGGGGCCACCAAGAGCACGAAUGCGACACCGGGUACCGGAGGCGCUGCCGUGAGCCAAAGUCGACCGAAUUCCGUGUCCCUUGUGUCGCAGUGCGAGGAGGAGCAGGUAUUUGGCGAGUAUAACAAACAUUACACCACGAUCAAGCAAAUCGGUAAGGGUGCGUACGGUUACGUGAAGCUGAGCUAUCGUAACACCGAUCGACUGCUCGUCAUCUCCAAGUUCAUACUAAAAGAAAAGCUCUGUUCGAACUUUAUGAUCACGAGCGACGAUAAGCGCGAGAUUCCGAUGGAGAUAUACCUGCUGACACACGUGAAGCACCCAAACAUUGUGACCGUGUUCGAUGUUUUCGAGAACGAAAAGUUUUUCCAGCUCGUGAUGGAGGUGCACGGUUCGGGCAUGGAUCUGUUUGAGUUUAUCGAUCGCCGGCCCGCCAUGACGGAGACGCUCGGUUGCUACAUAUUCCGGCAGAUUGCGAACGCAGUCGACUAUCUGCACUCCCUCAAUAUCCUUCAUCGCGACAUUAAGGACGAGAACAUAAUCAUCGAUCAGCACUUUCACGUGAAACUGAUCGACUUCGGGUCGGCCACGUUUAUGCAGGAGGGAAAAUUAUUUUCCACCUUCUACGGCACCACCGAGUACUGCAGCCCGGAGGUGCUGGCCGGCAAUAAGUAUGCUGGGCCGGAGCUGGAGAUGUGGUCACUGGGAGUUACGCUUUACGUGCUUAUGUUCUUCGAGAAUCCCUUCCUGGACAUUGAGGAAACGCUCAAGUCGGAGCUCAUCAUACCGCAGGAAAUAAGCCAAGAGCUGGAGUACGUUCUCCUUGCACUGCUGGAUAAAAAUCCCAAAACGCGCAUCACCAUGCGACAAUUGAUCGGCUGUGAGUGGAUGACGCAGGAGAUCAAUCCCAUGGCGUUCAAUUUCGCUGAAAUCGUGCCCUGCGAGCCGUAUGAGGUGAAUCCGGAUAAGUACUACAAUGGGCAGAUUUACUCCAGCCAAACUGGACUUUCCACGUCUCCGCACAGUUUGUCGCUGGUAGACGACGAGGACGACGGCGAAGACGAAGACGAUGAGCAUCACGCACACAUCGACGAUUCGUUCGUUGACCCGGAGGAGCUGCAAGAGGACGACAUUUGUCCACUGAUGCACGACGAUGAAAUAAAACAGGAUCGAUCUUAUGGAAUGUGUGAUAGCAGACUGACGAAAGGAAUACACUCGCUUACGAUGCAGGAUCAUCCGGAGACAAAGUCUACACCGUGCCACAGCCAUCGCAGCCUAGUCAUGCCUCCUUCCGUCGAUGUCCCAGCUAUGCCGAAGUCAGCGGUUUUGAGUACAGGCCAAAGUAUGAAUUGUGUUAAAGACGAACAAAAUGUUGCACAAGCAGACCCGGAUGAUGCCGCAGAUCCGGUCGAUGAGCAGACCGCGCAUCCUCAUACGCAGUGCAAGGGCGGUGGUGAAGCUGUUUUCGAAAACGAUUCCGUGCCAACAUUCCUGGUUCAGAAGGAGAUUAGUAGUAAUACAGAGAACAACGAACAGCAGACGGUCAGUAUGAACGGCCAUGCGCAGAAUCAUGCGAGCCUCGGUAAUCUUUGCGAUCGAGAAGAAAUCUCAUUCCCUACGGAAAACCCUACGAUCAAUGUCGAACUGACGCCAGCGAUAGAAGAUGAGUACGAGAAUGAAACAUUUGAAGAUGAUGGCGAAGAUUGAUCAAGCAGAACUUUGCCCAAAAUAGACUUUCAGCCUUGCUUUCGUAUCUAUUAUAUCGUAUCAACCGAUCCUAGUCAGUGCAAUUUUAAACACGAUUUUGUUCCUGAGCCUACUUUGUUACAAAAUUGUUCAACAAACGAUCGCUUAGCUCCAUCUAAAUCAUUAUGAUGUGAACGUAAUCUCGAUGCGAUCUUGGAUUGAGAGUUACAUAAAGUGCGCACAGAAAAUCCAUUAACAAAGAAACAAAGUUAGAAACUUGUAGAUCAUUAGGAAUAAAUAAAUAGGCAGGGUCCGCGCAGUAGGUUUAACUAGAACAAUUAUAUUCACAUCAUCAAAAAAAAAAAAGGUAACAAGACCGUGGAAGAUGAAAGGUAUUCCCCGCGCAUGGACCGCUUCUAGUUAAUCAUCUCAUAACACGAAA